AUGUUUGGCACGAGGGCGUCCACGGGCAGCACCCUUCUAUCGCUACUGGCUCUGAUUCACCAGGGCCUGGCGCACCACUGGUUCAACUGGCAGGAGUAUGUCGGUUGCAAGUCUACGGGCUACUUCGUCCCGGAGGACGAGGCCCACCUCGUCGACUGGGUAAAGGAGCAGUACGCCCUGAAGACGCUGCUGAGGCCGGUCGGCAACGGCCACGGCUUCGGGAACCUGACGCUGUGCGUCAACGAGGGGGAGACCGAGCGCGACUCGUACAUACUCAGCCUGAGCAACCUGGACCACCUGCAGGUGAACGACGACAGCACCGUCACCUUCGGUGCCGGUUGGGACCUGAUCGACCUCAUGCCUGCCCUCCAGGAGAGGGGCCUGCAGGUGCAGAACCUGGGCAGCGAGAAGGUGCAGAACUACAUCGGCGCGGCCACGACCGGCACCCACGGAACCGGCAAGGACAACCAGAACAUUGCCAGCCAGAUCGCCGGCCUCCGCGUUCUAGACACCCAGGGCAACAUCCACGCCAUCGACGGCAGCACCCCGGACCUCGUCAACGCCUACAGCAUCGGUAUCGGCGCCAUGGGCAUCGUCGUCGAGGCCACCAUCCGGGUCGAGCCGCUGUCCUUCGUCAAGCGUACGUCCCGGGUCAUCAGGAGCUCCAGCACCAACACGACGGAGCUGUACGAGAGGAUUGCCAGCAUCUCGGACGAGUACGAGCAGGUCACCGUUUUCGGGCCCAGCCUCGACUGGGACGUCGAGAAGCAGGAGCUGGUCCUCAACGCCGACCUGAUCAUCAUGUCCUGGGAGGACACCGACUACAGCGGUUCCCGCAACUGUUCCGAGAACUACUGUGCCAACCUGUGCGGACCGUGCGACCGCGACUUCUUCUGCUACGACUACAAGAACGACGCUACCUCGACCCCUCCCCAGGGCGUGUGCAACCGUCACUUCUACACCGAGUUCGAGCAUUUCCUCCCGAUCGAGCAUCUUGUCGAGGCCGGCACCGAGUAUCUCGAGCACGCCAAGUCGCAGGAGAAGCGCAUGAUUCCCUACCAGAACGAGGACAUCUCCGUGACCAAGGACCCCGGCUUCCUGACCGACGAUGUCACCGUUAUUACCCGCUUCGUCAAGGCCGACGAGAACUGGCUAUCACCCGUCAACUCGGACAACCUGCACAGCUCGGCGAGCGGCAUCUUCUUCACGCUCGAAUACGACUGGAACUCGUGGUACAACAACUAUACGAAGAUGUGGUUCUACGAGGACCUCGCCAGCGAGUUCAUCUCCAAAUUCGGCGAGAAGUACAACGCCCGCCCGCAUUGGAAUAAGAUGAUGUGGCAUAACGAGACGUACACGGAAUUCAUCUACCCCAAGCUGAACCGGUGGUUGGACAUUCAGGAGAAGAUGGACCCCAACUGUCAGCUCGUGAACCCGUUCCUCAUCAAGACUCUGGGCAUCGAUAGGUGUCGCGAUGUCUUUGAUAACUAA
Molecule: messenger RNA, 1491 nt
Organism: Geosmithia morbida
Lineage: Eukaryota; Fungi; Ascomycota; Sordariomycetes; Hypocreales; Bionectriaceae
Product: FAD/FMN-containing dehydrogenase
Exons: 1
Coding region: 1-1491 (496 amino acids)
Cellular component (GO): membrane
Molecular function (GO): FAD binding; D-arabinono-1,4-lactone oxidase activity
Source: RefSeq, a predicted model, not a curated record